Messenger RNA from Raphanus sativus (radish), 1615 nucleotides. RefSeq names its product molybdate transporter 1-like. Gene Ontology annotation, molecular function: molybdate ion transmembrane transporter activity. NCBI's taxonomy places the organism in Eukaryota, Viridiplantae, Streptophyta, Magnoliopsida, Brassicales, Brassicaceae. Bases 27 to 1400 code for a protein of 457 amino acids. The transcript has a single exon. The record is from RefSeq and is a predicted model, not a curated record. Gene Ontology annotation, biological process: molybdate ion transport.
CCAAACAAAAAAACCUAAAAGCAACAAUGGAGUCUCAUCAGUCUGGGACCAGUCCACCCGAAACCCCAAAACGUUCUCCGUUCACCGAAAUAUUCCACAAACUGAAGUCCAAUCUCAUGUUCCGGUCAAAGCUCUCCGAGAUAAACGGUGCAAUGGGCGAUCUCGGCACCUACAUACCGAUCGUCCUCGCCUUAACCCUCGCCAAGAAUCUGGACUUAGGCACAACGCUGAUAUUCACCGGCAUCUACAACGCCGUAACCGGAGCGGUUUACGGCGUACCGAUGCCGGUCCAACCGAUGAAGUCCAUCGCAGCCGUGGCGAUUUCGUCGACCGCGGAGGAGUUCGGUAUACCGGAGAUCAUGGCCGCGGGAAUAUGCACCGGAGGGAUCUUGUUCGUGUUGGGGGUCUCCGGUCUGAUGCAGUUCGUGUUCAAUAUCAUCCCUUUAUCGGUCGUUAGAGGGAUUCAGCUGUCGCAGGGGUUAGCCUUUGCGAUGUCUGCGGUUAAGUAUAUUAGGAAAGAGCAAAACUUUUCGAAGUCGAAAAGUGUUGGCGACAGGCCGUGGUUAGGGCUUGAUGGUUUGGUCUUGGCUUUGGUUUGUGUUCUCUUUAUAGUUCUGGUGAAUGGAGAUGGGGAACAAGAAGAGGAGGAUGAGGAAGAGAGAAAUGGUUCAAGAAGAAAAAGGGUUUCGAUUAUAAGGAAGGUUAUAUCUAAUGUACCGUCUGCUCUGUUGAUUUUUUUGUUGGGUGUUGUGUUGGCUUUUAUAAGGAAACCUAGUAUCGUGCAUGAUAUUAAGUUCGGACCGUCGAAGAUCAAGUUGGUGAGAAUGGACAAGAAAGCAUGGAAAAACGGGUUUUUGAAAGGGACGAUCCCGCAGUUUCCUCUCUCUGUUCUGAACUCUGUUGUGGCGGUCUGUAAGUUUUCCUACGACUUAUUCCCUGAGAAAAAGUUCUCGGCUACGUCGGUUUCGAUGACUGUUGGGUUGAUGAAUAUGGUUGGAUGCUGGUUCGGGGCGAUGCCUACUUGUCAUGGAGCCGGUGGGUUAGCAGGGCAGUACAAGUUCGGUGGGAGGAGUGGUGGGUGUGUGGCGCUGUUGGGAGUAGCUAAGUUGGUUUUGGGACUGGUCUUGGGAAGUUCGUUGGUGGGUAUAAUGGACAAGUUUCCGGUUGGUGUGCUGGGUGCUCUGUUGCUGUUUGCAGGUAUAGAGCUUGCGAUGGCUGCUAGGGAUAUGAACACGAAGGGAGAUGCGUUUGUGAUGCUUGUUUGUACAGCUGUUUCUUUGGGCUCGAAUGCUGCGAUAGGAUUUGUUGUUGGGAUUGUUCUGUAUGUGGUUCUGUGGAUGAGGAACUACGGGAGGGUCAAGCCGGCCAACCUUCCUGUUCAAGUUGAUCAACAUCCUUGAAGGUCUUCGAUCUUUUUAUUCUUCUUCUAUGCUUUCAAAUGUGAUCUGUUUUUAUACCUGAAAAUAAAAAAAAAAUUCAAAACUUCGUUGAACUGAAUUGUGCUACUCCGUGUAAUAACUACACUAGUUUGAUUUUUUUUUAUAUAUAUAUAUUGUAAAUCUGUUUACCAACGUUUGUGAUAAUAGUAAAAAGAAAUGGACCAAAUAGCUCUGGA